This is a messenger RNA of Syngnathus typhle (broad-nosed pipefish), 1141 nucleotides long. Its product is annotated as NAD(P)H-hydrate epimerase-like. Gene Ontology annotation, cellular component: mitochondrion. The record is from RefSeq and is a predicted model, not a curated record. NCBI's taxonomy places the organism in Eukaryota, Metazoa, Chordata, Actinopteri, Syngnathiformes, Syngnathidae. Gene Ontology annotation, molecular function: NAD(P)HX epimerase activity.
UCCGGGUCCCCAUACCCGGAAGUAGGUCAUUUCCACGGAAGCCCGACAGACUCUUUGCGUGUUGUUUUUUGUAAGUUGUGUUAUUGCAUGGCAUUUAACCAAACUUUGCCCAGCGCAUUGAUGAGGAGCUCUUCAGUGAGUACGGCUUAAGUGUGGACCAGCUGAUGGAGCUCGCAGGGCUCAGUUGUGCUACCGCCAUCACAAGGGCAUAUCCACUGAGUUUCUUGGUCAAGCCCAAACCCACAGUGCUGGUUAUAUGUGGACCCGGCAACAAUGGAGGAGACGGCCUGGUCUGUGCCAGACAUCUUAAGCUAUUUGGUUACGAACCCUCCAUCCUGUAUCCAAAGAGGCCCAUGUUUUGGGGUCUGACCACCCAGUGCCAGAAAAUGGAGAUCCCAUUUCUUACAGAGAUGCCCGAGGCUCCUGUGAUUGACGAGGCCUUCAACCUGGUGAUCGAUGCCAUCUUCGGCUUCAGUUUUAAGGGGGCGGUGCGAGAGCCUUUUGGUUCCAUCAUCGAUGUCCUGAAGGAGACCACUGUGCCCAUUGCUAGCAUCGACAUCCCUUCAGGUUGGGAUGUGGAGCGCGACGGAUUGCACCCCGACACGCUCAUCUCACUCACCGCUCCUAAAAACUCUGCCACCCUUUUCAAGGGACGCCAUCACUUCCUGGGAGGCCGCUUUGUGCCACCAGCUUUGGAGAGGAAGUACUAGCUCAAUCUGCCCCGCUACCCUGAAACUGACUGUGUGUUAAAAUGAUAAGAUUUGGUUCCUGAAAUGGUUCCUAACAUGCUUUAACCGUUUUAGAAUGCAAUAAAGAAAAUACUUCAUGAAAAGACUCAGCCACAGAAAACUACUAAAUCAUGACUUGGCUCCACAUUCUGUGUAAUUACAUUCUGCUGUAUGCACACUGGCUCCGUUUUGCUCCUCUUAUUUAUUGUGUUAUUUGUUUAUUUAUUAUUUAUUCAUCACUCUUAUUAUUUAUUGUUUGUGCCUUCUUGUUUUUAUAUUGUGUCGUUUACUUGUAUGUCAGAGUCGUGUACUAUGUUUCGUCAACAUGGGAUAGAGGAAAGGUUAUUUCGGUUUCUUUGUGUGUCUUGACAUGUGAAGAGAUUGACAAUAAAGCAGACUUUGACUUUGAUGGA